Molecule: messenger RNA, 934 nt
Organism: Desarmillaria tabescens
Lineage: Eukaryota; Fungi; Basidiomycota; Agaricomycetes; Agaricales; Physalacriaceae
Exons: 2
Coding region: 332-910 (192 amino acids)
Source: RefSeq, a predicted model, not a curated record
CCGGAUUGCGACCAUUCAUCCAGCCUGCUAACUCGAGCAGGAUAUUCAUCUUUGACGUCGGAGAACGUCAGCGUAAGGAUCACUCAACUUGCACAUGCUCGAACUUCGACGAACUGCCCGACUAUUUUCUCCUGGUUUCUAAAGAAAUUUCUGAAAUUUGGUUUUGGUCGCCUCUGGCAUUUUAAAUUUCUGAGUGCUACUCGCUCCAGCAAGGUGGGGUCACGAGACCGUGAGUCGCGAUUCUCAGACAUUCCACCGCCUCCUUUUCUUUUCUUUUCAUCUCCGGAACACCAACACCAACCUUCAUUUUUCGCUGAUUUACCCGGAAACCAUGGGUCAAUACUGGAACAUCAUUAAUAUCGACAGACGCGAGCAUCUCGGACACUGGGCCACCGAAAGCUUGCGCAUCAUAAUCCUUUUGGCGGACACGUGGAAAGGCUGCCGUAUCAUAUGUGCUGGAGACUAUAUGACGGAUAGUCCCCCAAACGUACUCACCUCUGAAGAACUCGCUGAGAUCGAGAGUCUCCCUGAGGACAUUGAGACCGGGCGUGGGAGGACGUUAUAUACGUUGGCGACUGAGCAUUACAAGCAUCGAACCCAUUGGAAUAGAAGUUUCGACUUGGGCGGGACGGUCUUGAGGAAUCGGACAAAGCGUGUUUAUGUGCGGCGGGACGCGGUAGUGGAGGAAUUGGCGGAGUAUGGUGGUGAUAUUGGCAGCGUACUGCUUGCUAACAUCUCCUGGUCGAAUGACUCGUCGUGUGCGAUGAGAGUGGAUCUUUCUAGAGGCGCGUGGGCGGGAGAUAGGCUUGAUGUAGUGCCAUUGUGGGCGGUGGAGAAUAACGAGGAAUGGGAGGAUGUGACGGAAGACCAGGUCAAGCUUACUAGGUUUGCUAUUAGCUGUAACCGCUGAUUUGUUCUGUCUUUUAUCUGCUAU